GGGCUUCGGGGCCGGGCUUGUGCUGACGUUGCCCCCCAUGAUGCCGCUGCUGCUGCUCCUGACGUCUCUCCGCCUUCCCUUCCGCGAGCAAAGCAGGCCUGGGUCCGUUGCCUGCUGCUGAGAAAUUUGCAUUGCGCCUGUAGUAGACAGAGCCGCUUUCUCUCUCUCUCCUCUCCUGCGUAGAGGGAAGGGGUCCCGCCACCAUGACCGCGUCCAUGAGGGAGAGGUUCGACAAGUUCCUGCACGAGAAGAACUGCCUGACGGGCGUGCUGGAGAAAAUCGAGAGCAGGACCGGCGUGAACAGGUCCUUCAUCGCCAUCGCCAUUGGUGCCGCGCUAGCCAUCUAUCUGGUGUUCGGUUAUGGAGCGUCCCUCCUUUGCAACUUGAUUGGGUUCGCUUAUCCUGCAUACAUCUCCAUCAAGGCUAUUGAAAGCCCAAACAAAGAUGACGACACACAGUGGCUGACAUAUUGGGUUGUGUAUGGCAUCUUCAGCAUAGCGGAAUUUUUCUCUGACAUCUUUCUUUCCUGGUUCCCUUUCUACUACAUGAUUAAGUGUGGGUUUCUGGUAUGGUGCAUGGCUCCAAGUCCCUCAAAUGGGGCAGAGCUGCUUUACCACCGAAUUAUCCGCCCCAUCUUCCUGAAGCAUGAGGCUCAGCUGGAUAACGUAGUAAAGGAUCUGAAAAACAAAGCCGCAGAGACAGCAGACACCAUUACUAAAGAAGCUAAAAAAGCAACAAUAAAUUUACUGGGUGACGAGAAGAAGAGCACUUAAAAUGGUUAACUGGAAGAUAAGUUUCCUCAUCACUUCCCUUAUGCAGCUUGAUGUUACUGGGGACUGUGAUAUAGUAAUUUGAAUCUUGUUGCCUUGUAAACAUUUUUUUUUAUUUUAUUAAAGGAAUGUGUUGUAAGAUUGCUUGCUUUUGCAGUUCUCUGUAUUGAAAGUAAGCAUUUUUAUUUAAAACCAGUGCAGUGGGUAGCAUCUAAAGCUUACAUAUUAGUUUAUUCAUCUCCUGAGCAGAGAAGGGACUUUCAAUACUGUCUUGUCUUGCAGUUAACGUAAACUUUAAAUAAAGUAUGCCCCGGGUUCUGACCAUUA
Zootoca vivipara (common lizard) is the source of this 1097-nucleotide messenger RNA. It is a transcript of the gene REEP5, whose product is annotated as receptor accessory protein 5. NCBI's taxonomy places the organism in Eukaryota, Metazoa, Chordata, Lepidosauria, Squamata, Lacertidae. The record is from RefSeq and is a predicted model, not a curated record.